CGAUGGUGCUGAAGGGGAUAUUUGGCAGGGGGGGAGGCGUGACGAAGCAAUGGCGGCGCCCGCCACAUGAUGAGAGGUACCGUAGUUGGUACCGUAUUGCGUGCCUCAAGGGAGGCAGGCAGCUUCUGAAUCUGAGCUACCUAAAUUGAUUGGCCCGCCAACAACAGCACCUCCCUCUUCAAGUUCAAGCUGAAAUGGGCAAUGGGUCUCUGAGAAUUCUGAUGGGCAGAAUGGAAGCCGUGACGUUGAUCUGAGUCUCUCCUUCUGUACAGGCAAAGGCAGACGGACCAGGGUACAGCAGGAUAAAACUUGCAAGUGCGGCAUCAGACCUUGAAGGAAUGGCCAGCUUCUUGUUUGCCAGCUCCUAAUCAAGCAGCUUAUGAGCAGAUCUGUGCAAAGCUUGUAUUAAACCAGGGCACAGUCCAGUGCCUUUCCAGAUUCUGCGGCGUCCUCCUCUAUACAGGCCUGCGGGGCCGGUAUUUUCGAGGAUCUCCUUCUGGUCACACCCCUUGACCCCAAUGCCGUUGUGAAAGCGCUGGAGCAGGUGCCUGCUGCAGCAGGGGAUGCGUCCCGUGCGCUGGCCUCAGCAAUGGCAACAGUCCGGCAAACGGCGCUGCAUACUGUUGCGCCCCCGGAUGCGGAGAGCAAGCUGCUUGGCGGCGAGGCGGGGACAAUGCACGAGGGAUCAUGGCAGGAGGGGGCAGCUCCAGCUGGGUCAAAGAGUGCUUGGGUUGAAUCAGGGCGGGAGAGGGCUGCCUGCGACUGCUGUGCGAACAGCCUUCCUGCCGCAGUGGCAGACAGGCGGCCGGGGGGGAGCCAUCCUGCCGAAUCUCCUUCAAUAGAAGGCGGGAUGGCUCCAAGCAGCACAGAACCUGCUGCAAUACGGAUCAAGCCGGCCAAUGGCUGGGAUCAGAUUGUGAGCCGCCGAGCGGUGCCCUGCGAUUCCGCUAAGGAUCAGCGGUGGACAUUUGGCGAUGGGACGGUGUCGUUGUGGGAGCUGGUGGCGGGGGUCAACUUCCAGGUGUAUGCGGGCAUCCACGUGUGGGCGCUGGUGGCGGUGCUCCAGUGGCGCAGCUGGCGCCUCGUGGGCCUGUGCGCCGCGGUGUACGUCCUCAAGAUGUUUGGCAUCACCGGCGGCUUCCACCGCCUGCUCUCGCACAGGUCCUACAAGACCUCGCGCACUUUCCAGUUUGCGAUGGCCUGGCUAGGGUGCUGUGCAUUCCAGAAGGGCCCCCUCUGGUGGUGCUCCCACCACCGCCACCAUCACAGGACUGCGGACACUCCGGCUGACGCUCACAGCCCCGUCCAGUUCGGCUUCUGGUGGUCCCACGUCGGCUGGUUCCUGUGCAGCACUGCCAGCAUGGACGCACGCCUGGAAGCUGUGCCCGACCUGGUGCGCCGCGCGGAGCUGCGCUGGCUGGACAAGUACCACUACAUCCCCCCCUUCCUGCUGGCGGUGGCUCUGUAUGCGGCCGGCGGGUGGCCGUACGUGGGCUGGGGCUUCAUGCUGAGCAACGUCCUGUGCUGGCACGCCACGUACUGCAUCAACAGCCUGGCGCACCUGGUGGGCCGGCGGCGGUACUCGUGCGAGUUCCAGACGCACUGCGACGCGCGCAACAACGCGUGGCUGGCGCUGGCCACCCUGGGGGAGGGCUGGCACAACAACCACCACUGCUACAUGCGCUCCGCCAAGCACGGCUUCUACCCUCACGAGAUCGACGUCACGUACGCACUUCUGCGCGGCCUCGCCGCGCUGCGCCUCGUGUGGGACCUCGAGCUGCCGCCCAUGCACCAACUGGAGGCGCGGCGGCUGGGGCGGGACCUGUACGAGUGCCGCUGCGACCAGGUCGGGGAGGACCUCCGACAGGUCGAGCAGGAGUGACGCAAUCACGCGCGGCGGGACAGCUCCCGAACAGGCGGACGACCCGGGUUGAACAUCGUCUUCCGAUUCGUAGGCAAGCUGGCUGCGAGAAGCAUGCGGGCUCAGAAGAUGCGUUGCAAACGGCAUGCACGCCCGGGUCAAGCGGGGUCCCAAAGGCCCUGGCGACGAGCCUGGGUAAAAUCUAGACACUGCACCUUGCACAUAUGAAAUCAUUCUUUUUAAUCAGGUACUUUGAAUUGAUACGAGGAACAGGUUUGUGAUUAAGAUUUUCCAGACCUUCGAAGUCAAAAGAGCCCUUUCAUGGAGUAUUUAUUUGGUGUAAAAAGUGGACACUCGACAGUCGACAGAACAACUUACUUAAAAUUUGUCUUUCAGCCUUCUGCAAAGCAAGCUUUAGCAGAGACUUAGGUGUCGAUUACAACGAUCUCGUAGACAUUUGUUGCCAGAAGGACUCGGGAGCUCGCUGCGUGUUUGCGGGCCUGGGCGAAUGCGUACAAGCUCUUACCAUUAAGCACUCACCGGGUCCCGGAGCACUUUCGUUGGAAAGCUUUUCUGAUGACAG
This is a messenger RNA of Klebsormidium nitens, 2444 nucleotides long. The record is from the annotation of a GenBank genome assembly. Lineage: Eukaryota; Viridiplantae; Streptophyta; Klebsormidiophyceae; Klebsormidiales; Klebsormidiaceae.